CUUUGAAUUCUGUGGAGGAGCUUCUUGGGUUCUCUGAGUUUUUGCCUUUACUGGGUCUGAUCCAGAAAAGCUUAAUUAUUUUAUUUUUUUUUGGAGAAUUUUGCCUUUCAAUUUCUGGGUUAUUUUCCAAGUUUGAUUUUGAAGGAAAUGGCACAACGUUCUCAUGUACCCAAAUUUGGCAAUUGGGAAAGUGGAGACAAUGUUCCUUAUACAGCAUAUUUUGACAAGGCCCGGCAAGGUCGAACUGGCACGAAGAUAAUAAACCCAAAUGACCCAGAGGAAAACUCAGAUUUUGCUCUUGAUAAUCCAUCUUCUGACAACAUACCUCCUUCCAAACCCAGAGUUAAUUCAGACGAUCCAUCUGAGAAGGGAUCACUGCAUUCAACAAAUGAGUUACAUAAAAGCAUUGAAGAUGGUGAACCUAAGCAUUUUAUUGACUCUCCGGCUCGUCAUGACAAUCUAGGCAGCAGGAGUGGCAGUGAUUCAACAACUCGUCAGGGAGUAGGAGGUUCUGCAGACAACCGUAGGAGACCUUCAAGACAAAGCACUGGCUCUGAAUACAGCAUUGAACGUUCCCCUCUUCAUCGCCAUGCAAGAGCCACGGGCAGAGACAGUCCCUCAUGGGAAGGAAAGAGUUCUUAUGACACCAGCCAUGGAACACCAGGAAGAUCCCGGUUAAGACCAGUUAAUCGUGGAGAUGAAACUCCUGAUAAAGGUGCAGCUGUUCCAAAGUUUGGUGAGUGGGAUGUGAACAACCCUGCAUCAGCAGAUGGCUAUACUCACAUUUUCAAUAAAGUGAGGGAGGAGAGACAGGGCGGGCCAGGACAUGUGCCAGGCACACCUAAUGAGAGACCACAUGCUAUCAGGGGCCAACCUACCCAUGACAAAGCCCAGUGUUGCUGCUUUGGGUGGGGCAAAAAAUAAUUUCUUUCAAGUGUGAAUGAUGUUCUCAACAGAAAUGGAGG
Messenger RNA from Abrus precatorius (Indian licorice), 965 nucleotides. Its product is annotated as RPM1-interacting protein 4-like. NCBI's taxonomy places the organism in Eukaryota, Viridiplantae, Streptophyta, Magnoliopsida, Fabales, Fabaceae. The transcript has 4 exons. The coding region runs from base 148 to 924 and encodes 258 amino acids. The record is from RefSeq and is a predicted model, not a curated record.